UACAACGGAACGUGUUAAUUAUUUGCUAUUAUUAUUUAUUUUGUAAAAAGUGUGUGCAAUUGGGGUUAAACGACGCCGCCGCCGCCGUAUGUAUGACGAUCAGAGAAACAUAUCUUCUCUCUUCCGUCUUCAAAACAGCAAAGUGAGGGAAUAACAAACCAGUGAUUAGUUUUUAAACCUCGACCGAAUGGGGAAGGUCCAAUCUCUGGUAUCUCUGUGCAUCGAAGAGCUUGAAAGAGAACUUGUUAAUGGUGAUGAUAUUCUACCAGACAUGUAUGAGCUUCCGCCAGAAUUAUUUGACUGCUUGAUGACUCGUUUGCCACCGUUGGCGCUGCAAAAGUUUCAAAAUGAAAUGCCUUUCAAAGACUUGGAUGAUUAUCAGUCUGAUGGUGCCUCCUCCAAAAAUGGAAGAAAACGUGGAAGAAAAGGGAAUUUUGAUGCUGCAUGGAAGGCAUUGUUUAAGUCACGCUGGCCUGAGCUUGUUGAUAAUAUCCAACCAGAUGACUGGCAGCAGAUGUAUUGGGAAACACAUCUGCAGAAUUGCCUUGAUGAAGCAGCUGAGGUAGCUGUACUUCCAUCUUUCAAUGGUUGUAUUAGUGAGAUAAAGAUUUCAGAGACUACACUGGAACACCUUGAUCGCUCGGGAGACAUCAAUAAUUCAACUAGUGGCUAUUCAAAAUUAUCUUACCACUUCCAGCAUUUUGGUUAUUAUGCUAGAUGUCUAAGACUUCAAAAUGUGCUGUGCGUUGCAGAAACUUCACAAUUGUUAAGGAGCAGUAAAUUGCAAAGUUUGGUGCUCCGAUGGAUCAGAUCUGAGGAGCAUGUUGAAGGGUUGUGCAAGCUUCUGGUUCAGAACCGUGAAACGUUGAUAACACUUGAAUUUAGUCACUGCAAGCUCUCUUCAAAUUUUGUCAACGCAAUUUUUGAUUCUUUAUGCAUAGCGAGCAGUAAAGCACAUAGGAUACAACACUUUUCGGUCAACACAUCAAGCUUUCUUGAAACAAAUCUAGUCUCUUUACCCCCUGGACUUGUGUCAUUUCUAACAUUGGGAAGGUCCUUGAGUUCUUUAAAAUUCUGUAAUGACCACCUAGAUUGGAAAUUUGCAAGAAUCAUCUGGAGUACCCUUCUUGAUGUUUCCUCAAGUCUCUCCAUCCUUGAUCUUUCAGAAAACAAUAUAGCAGGAUGGCUUUCUAGUUUCAACUGGAGAUUCUCAAGUGACUCCCUUUCAGUUUUAGGAGUAAGCAAAUCUUUGCAUUCACUUCGUUUGCUCAAUCUAAGGGGAAAUGAUCUAAGCAAAGAUGAUGCAGACAAUCUUCGACGUGCAAUGAUUUAUAUGCCUAACCUGGAAAUUUUAGAUCUAAGUGACAAUCCCAUUUCUGAUGAUGGAAUCAGAAGUUUGAUCCCCUUCUUGGUAGAAGCAUCUGAAAGAUGCUAUCCGUUGGCUGAUUUGAAGUUGGAGAACUGUGAGCUUUCCUGUAAUGGAGUAAUUAAGCUUCUAAACACACUUUCAACUGUAGAAAAACCAUUAAAAUCUCUCUCCAUUGCAGAUAAUAGCCUUGGCAGAGAAGUUGCAUCAGCUUUGGGAAAAUUGUUGAUAACACCCAUUGAGACGCUUAACAUUGGAGGUAUUGGAUUGGGUCCAUCUGGCUUUCAGGAACUACAAGAACAAAUAAUGGAAGAGGUUCAACUUGCAGAUAUCAACAUAAGCAAAAACCGUGGUGGGGUUGAAGCUGCAAAAUUUGUGUUGAAGCUCAUACCAAAUUCUCCAAAGCUUCUUGUAAUUAAUGCAGCAUAUAAUCUAAUGCCUGUUGAAUCCUUUCCUAUCAUAUGCUCUGCCCUGAAGGCUGCACAAGGCCGUGUUGAGCGGCUGGACUUGACAGGAAAUAUUUGGGAAUUGCAACCUGCUCAUGCGUCUGUUGUUGCUGAAUUUCAGCAUAAUGGAAAGCCUGUUCUGAUUCUUCCAUAUUUUUCGGCUUCGAAUUUUACCUAUGACGAUGAUCCUUAGAUGGCUUGUCUAUUGCUCGGUUCCGUAAUAGGAGUAUCCUUUUCGCAAGGGUAUUCAAAGAAUUAUCUAAAUCAUCUGUGUUCUUUGAGAUUUUCAGUAUCAAAUAAUUUUGUAGAUCAUAUAUUCCUUUUCUACUUUAUAUAUAAAGGUAAAAAGGAGCUUCCCUUGGUGACAUA
Molecule: messenger RNA, 2181 nt
Organism: Carica papaya (papaya)
Lineage: Eukaryota; Viridiplantae; Streptophyta; Magnoliopsida; Brassicales; Caricaceae
Product: RNI-like superfamily protein
Molecular function (GO): protein binding
Source: RefSeq, a predicted model, not a curated record